ACAACAACUUUUUCUCUUCCAAUAAAAUCCACAUUAUUCUCUCCCUAGCAGUCUAAUCCCACUCCAGAUCCAUAAACCUCUCUCUCUCUCUCUCUCUCUCUCUCUCAAAGAGAGAACAGAAUUCAGAGAAACACAAAGAUGGGUGUUUCAACAGUCACUGAAUUAAAGCAAAGCGUUUCAGGGAAGAGAACAUUCAGACAAAGCUCGAGCACUCGGCAGGUCAACGACUGGCCUCUCACUGAUGUAUCAAGUGAUCUCACUGUUGAAGUAGGAAGCACCCACUUUGCACUUCAUAAGUUCCCCCUAGUCUCAAGGAGUGGAAAGAUUCGAAAACUGAUAUCAGACUCAAGCAGAGACUCAAAACCUACCAGAAUCACAAUCCAGAAUAUGCCAGGAGGACCCGAAUCCUUCGAACUCGCCGCGAAGUUCUGCUACGGCCUCAACAUCGACCUCACCAUUGCCAACGUCGCAACGCUUCGCUGUGCAGCCCAUCACCUCCAAAUGACCGAAGAAAUUUCGGACAGAAACUUAGAGUCUCAGUCUGAAUCCUAUCUCAAAGAGACAGUCUUCACCAGCAUCACGAACUCCAUCUCGGUCCUCCAUCGUUGUCAAUCUCUGCUUCCAGUAGCCGAAGAUAUCGGUUUGCUUACUAGAAUUGUAUCUGCAAUUGUCAGCAAUGUGUGUAAAGAACAGUUGACUUCAGGUUUAUCGAAGCUGGGACAUAACAAGACGACGCUUGUUGUGAAACCUCAUGACUGGGAAAAGUCGAUAGGGAUUCUAGGCCUUGAGUUUUUCCAGCGUGUUGUUUCUUCCCUGAGAACAAAGGGUUGUAAGCAAGAAACAGUCUGUAGAAUACUGAUGAACUAUGCUGAGAGAAAUAUAGCAGAUAAUGUUGAGACAAAGAAGCAGAGGGCGAUAGUGGAGGCGAUAGUUGGGUUGCUCCCAACGCAAUCGAGAAGGAGCCGCAUGCCAAUGGGGUUUCUCUCGGGGCUCCUCAAGACGUCAGUGGCAGUGUCUGCAUCGGCGAUGUGUAGAGGAGAUUUAGAGAGGAGGAUCGCAAUGCAGUUGGAUAGAGCAAUCCUUGAAGACCUGUUGAUUCCUGCAGCGGUGCCUAAUGGUAGCGGUUCGAGUAGCCAUUUGUAUGAUAUAGACUCCGCGUCGAGGAUAUUUUCAACUUUCUUGAAUCUGAAUGAGGAUGAUGAGGAUGACGAUGAGGAGAGAGAUGGUUGUUAUGAGUUCGGGAGCCCAAGAUCACCGAAACAGAGCACGAUGCUGAAAGUUUCGAAACUUUUGGAUAGUUAUCUGGUGGAGAUUGCUCUGGACUCGAACUUGACUGCGUCUAAGUUUAUCGCAAUUGUUGAGCUUCUGCCUGAUCAUGCCCGUGCGGUGAAUGAUGGACUCUACAGAGCUGUCGAUAUCUUUUUGAAAGUUCAUCCGAACAUAAAAGAAUCAGAGAGAUAUCGGCUGUGCAAGACCAUCGACUGCCAGAAACUAUCUCAAGAAGCAUGCAGCCACGCUGCUCAGAACGAACGAUUGCCUGUUCAAAUGGCAGUACAAGUUCUGUACUUCGAGCAGAUCAGGCUUCGAAAUGCAAUGAACGGGAACCAAGAUCAGAUCUUCUUCGGAUCAAUCCACGGCCAGUAUCCUCAAAGAUCAGGGAGCGGGGUAGGAAGCGGAGCAAUCUCACCGCGGGAUAACUACGCUUCAGUCAGAAGAGAGAACAGAGAGUUGAAGCUUGAGGUUGCAAGAAUGAGGAUGAGGCUCACAGAUUUGGAGAAGGAUCAUGUGUCAAUCAGGCAAGAGCUUGUAAAAGCAAAUCCUGCAAAUAAACUGCUGAAGUCGUUCACCAAGAAGCUCAGCAAGUUGAACUCAUUGUUCCGGAUGAGAGAUGUGAAGCCAAUGAAUCCGAAGGCUGUUUCAGAUGCUCGAUUUCUGUUUCAGAGGAGGCGGCGACACUCCAUUUCUUGAGAAAUUUAGAUUUUGUGCAAGUCUCGGUGUGUAAAAAUUUGUGUUUGUGUUGAUUUCAUCAAUGUUUUGUGAUGAGAUUGGCUCACAUGUUUAUCUGUCUUGUGUUGUUUGGAAUCUGAUUCAUGAGAAAGUAUUUGUAUAUAAACCAAAAGUGCUUGUGCGAUUAUGGGUCACAGGUUUUGCAUUGUCGCAAC
Molecule: messenger RNA, 2162 nt
Organism: Asparagus officinalis (garden asparagus)
Lineage: Eukaryota; Viridiplantae; Streptophyta; Magnoliopsida; Asparagales; Asparagaceae
Product: BTB/POZ domain-containing protein At1g03010
Exons: 4
Coding region: 139-1968 (609 amino acids)
Molecular function (GO): protein binding
Source: RefSeq, a predicted model, not a curated record